UCUCAACCAAACUAGGACGGAGUUCAGCAGUAGCAGGCGGCUAUUUGUCCGUCAGGGCUGUCAAUCAUCCACAGUACCCGCCCCCAGCGGUAGCAAGAUUCUGCUGUAUCACCCACAAACUGGACACUCUGGACAGUUUUACACAUCAAAAUUGCCCUUUCCCCACAAUGGCCUCCUCCUCAUCAGUUGGAGAUAAUCAACUGCAGAGGAUAAUCAGAGAUCUGCAUGAUGCUGUGUUAGAGUUGAGUAAAGAACACAAGGAAUGCGGUGAACCCGUAACUGAUGACAGCGCCAACCUGCACAAGUUCUUCUAUAAACUAGAAUACCUUCUACAGUUUGACCAGAAAGAGAAGACAACCUUUCUUGGUCAGAGGAAAGACUACUGGGAUUACUUCUGCGACUGCCUGAUUAAGAUCAAGGGAGCUAACGAUGGCAUCCGUUUUGUUAAAUCCAUCCCUGAGUUGAAGACAUCACUGGGGAAAGGAAGGGCCUUCAUCCGCUACUCACUCGUUCACCAGCGUCUUGCUGACACACUGCAGCAGUGUCUUAUAAACCAGAAAGUCACAUGUGACUGGUAUUAUGCCCGGAGUCCCUUCCUCAAGUCUCACCUCACUGCUGAUAUAAUCAACCAUCUCUAUGAGCUCAACCAGAUCCAAUUUGACGUGGCAGCCAGAGGUUAUGACCUUGAUGCCGAUUGGCCAAGCUUUGCGAGGCAAACAUUAGGCACUGCCUCACCAGCUUUCCUGUGGAAGCCUCCCAGUCGCUGCUCCAGCAUCAACAGUCUUGUUAGUAGCUACUCACACUCACAGGCACAGGAGUUUCUUCCUAUCCCAGACUUGAGCCACAGUCUCCUUGGUGAACUGGGUGAACUGGGGGAACCCUCUCCUUGCAGCAUUGCAGAGAACCUCCGCAUUGAGCUCGACCAGUCGGAGCUCAGACAGCAAGAGCUUCUGGUACAGGUUCAGGAGUUAGGCAGAGAAGCUGCUGAGCUGAAAGGCGUGGUUAAAGACCUUCAAGGUCAGCUAUUAGCAGCUCAGAAGUCCUCUGGCCACUCUAUCUCUACAGCAGUCCAAAGAAAACAAGAAACGGAUAAUCAGGAGAGAGCAUAUCACCUGCAUACCUCUGUGGAAGCAAUAAACAGUGAACUUGAAGACAGACUCACCGCUGCUGAGAACAAAAAUAUGGAGCUUCUCUCUAAGUUGGACGAGGCUCUUAAAGAAAAAGGACAACAAACAGCUAGCUACUGCGACUCAGCCUGGAAAAUCCAGGAACUCCUUGAUAAACUCAAGACAGCAGAGGAGGAGAGGUUGGAGGCAAAGAGAGAGGCUGAGGACAGGGCCAGGCACUCUGAGCGUCUGUCCCAAGAACUAAAACUCAGGGAAGAAGAGUUGAGGAACAGUGAGGGGAAGCUGGCUGAAGUAAAAGCCAUAGCCCAUGAUGAGCGGGAGGAGGCGCUCAAACGGUUGGAGGAGCUCCAAAGUGCAGUCGGUCGAAUUCAAGGGGCACUGUCUUUGAAAGAGAAGGAGACGGGGAACUUGAGAGCCCAGCUUCAGGAUCUACAAGCAUCACUAGAGUGCAGAGAACGACAGGCAGAGGAGCUGCGGAAAAGACUGCAGGAGGAGAGGGAGGAGGAAGAGCAGAGAUGUAGCAUGAGUAGUAGCCAGAAUGAGGAACCCGAGAGCUGCCUCCUGGAUGUAAGAAAAACUCUUAAAAACAGAGAGACAGAGCUAGCCGUUAGUUCAGAGAGAAUCAAGCAUUUAGAGGAGCAGUUAGAGAAGCUAAAUGUUGAGAAAGAAAGUCUGAGCUCUAGACUUGCUGAUAAUGAAGAUGCUCCCUGUGAUCAAAUCGAGAAACUUGAGGAUUAUAAAACCCAAUGCAGCAGUCUCAUGGAAAUAAACACUAAGCUACUCCAAACAGUUAAGACGAGUGAGGGGAGCAUUAUAGAGCUGACUGAGAGCAGGGCAGCCUUGUUAGACCAGCUAGCUUCUUUGAGGGCUUCUGAGAAGCACUUAAAGGGCAGAGUUGAGGCUGCAAAGAUGUGUGUGGAAGAUUGGGAGAAGAAGCUUCUAGAUGAAAACCUGCAUUUGGAGGAGACUUUUCAGAAGGCGCUUGUCCAGAAGGAAGUAGCUGAUGCUCAAUUAAGGAAGCUAGAGCAUGAGAACAGGGAGCUUCUUGAGGUUCAGUCCUCAUUGAAGAAACAGUUAGCAAGAACUCAACAGGAACUGGAUUCAGUCACUGCCAAAGCUGCACAGUUGGACAAGAACCUCAUAGUGUCCCAAAGAAGCCAAGCAGAGUUACUUGAAAAACUCCUGGAAACUGAGGCUAAACUGAGAGACCAGACUGUUAAAUGUGGGCUUCUGCAAGCUAGAGCAGAGGAGCUGGAGAGCAGGACUGGGGAGCUGCACGAUGAAAAAGGAGCUGCAGAGAGCAAUGAAAAAAUGCAGAAGCUUCAUGAUGAGCAUCAGACAUCUUCAAUGGAAACCAAAGAGGCCCCGUUCAGGCUAGUUAUGGCUGAGGCUCAACUGGAACUCAACCUACGGGAGGUGCACCGGCUCCGGGAAGAGGUGGUGGAGCUCAGGGCUCAGCUUCUAGCAGGAACUGAGGAGCGGAUGAAAGUUCAGGCACUGCAGGAGGUGACAGAGUCCUCCAGAGAGGACCUCCGUGUCUUAGCAGAACAACUCAAAGCCCAGGUAGAGGAGCUAAACCGCCGGCAUGUGGAUGAGAUUUUUCGAUCCCGGGAGCGAGAGGAGGCUCUCAUCCGUGAGCGUGACGGUGAGGCUCAGGCUCGAGCAGGUCUGGCUGCAGAGGUGACGGCCUCCAGAGAGGAACUCAAUAAACUAAAGCUGCGUUAUGAAGCCUUGUGUCUGGAGAACAGUGAAUCCAGGGAGGCGCUCCAUAGAGCCAACACCGAAACAGCUGAGCUUGGUGUGCAUGUGUGCAUGCUAACUGCUGAGAACGAAGAGGCUCGUCUGCGCUGGGAGGGCUUGUCGACAAGGCUGCAAGAGCUGGAGGAGGAGGCGACUCAGGAGGCAGAGAGGCUGAAUACCUGCAUGGAGCAGCUCCGUCGGGAGAACCAGCGACUUCUCGAUGAGCUCCAUAAUGAGGAGGGUUUGUUGGCAACCAAGCAGAAGCUGCAUCAAGAGCUGAGCAAGGCCCAACAGGAGGCUGAAGCUGUGCAGGAGAUGAGCCAGGAGGAGAUUCAGGCACUCCGCUUCCAGCUCAGCAGCCAAGCCAUGAGCCAUGGCAGCCACCUCCAGACUGUAAAUCAAGAGUUGCAAGAAGUGAAAUUACAGCUGACAACUGAGCAGGAGAAAGCGGUCAACCUGGAGAACAAACUCAAACAGCUAGAGGCUGAGAAUCAGAGAGUUUUCCAACAGAUUGAGGAGAAAAACAGCCAGAUGGCCGAGUCUGAAAAUCUCAUCCAGCAGAAAGAAGACGAGAUAAUCUAUCUGAAAGAGAAUUUAUCAAGGUCUGAGGAUGGUCUAGCAGUGGCUCAGCGGGCCUGUCAGGAGAUGAGUGAAAAUCUACGGAGAGUCACACAGGACAAACAGAGCUUUGAUCUUAAAACAGCUGCUGAACUCGAUGAUCUUUACCGCACCAAAAUCAAUUUGGAAGAAAGGCUUGUAGAACUCAUCAGGGAGAAAGAUGCACUGUGGCAGAAGACUGAUGCCCUGGAGUUUGAGCAGAAACUGAGGGAUGAGGAGACAGAGAGGGACGUCAACUACUGUCUGGGCUGUCACAGUCAGUUCAGCUGGUAUCUCCGCAAGUACACCUGCAGACUGUGUGGACGUCCCUUCUGCUAUUACUGCUGCAGUAACACAGUGAGCACCCAGCAGGGUGGCAACAGAGAGCGCUGCUGCAGGGACUGUUACAACCAGCACAGUGCAGUAGUUGAGCGCCACCCACAGGAGGAAGUGACUAACAGCACACCAGGGACACCUUUCAGUCGUCUGCUGCAGGCUGGGAGAGCUGUGACCAGCAUUUCAGGAGCAAAUGAAGGUGACAAGCUGGAUGAUGGUGUUUUUGACAUCAUCACAGAGGAUGAAGUGAGCGGGGUCUAUGACAGUGACUCCCUCUCUUUUGCCACCGCCUGCUCUCCUGGACACGGACAGCAGGGGGCAGCACAGCUAAACAGCAGUGCCAGUGUAGGAGACAUCACUUCGGAAGAUACUGAGGACCUCAGUGCUGCAGUACAGGAUGCAGAGAUCUGCCUGCUAAAGUCUGGAGAACUCACGCUCUCUGUCAACUUCACGGUGGAUGACAUCUCAGGGUUUGGGGACAGCUCUCGAGAGCUCUUCAUCAAGUCCAGCUGUUACAGCACUAUCCCCAUCACCAUGAGCAGUCCUGGUCCUACUGUCACCUGGACGUUCACCUCUGAACCUAAGAGCAUCUCCUUCAGUGUGGUCUAUAGGGAGAGUGCAGAGACUCCACUGGAGCAGGCCAAGGUUUUGAUCCCACUGACUCGCUGUAACUCCCACAAAGAGACGAUCCAGGGUGAACUGAAAGUCAGAAACUCCGGAGAAUACACACUCAUCUUCGACAACUCUUUCUCCAGGUUCAUCUCAAAGAAAGUGCUGUAUCAUCUGAGCCUAGACAAGCCCGUGGUCUACGAUGGAACUGACCUCCUCUGAACGUGAUGAGAAGCAGGUGUAAAACUGACUUUUGAAGCAUUCAGGGUGUUUAAGCUCAUGCGCAUGGGUCGGAUACUACUAACGUUUUUUUUUUUUUUUUUUUUAAACGUCUCUCUCAGCUAGCUGCUUGAUGAUGAGGUGUUACAUGUCAGAUGAUCAUGAGAAAGCUGAACAGAGGCUGAAUACAAUGAAGUAAAACUAUGUUACACUAUUGAAUGUGAGCAUGCACUACCUUUUUAUAAAAGCUUGACAUUGUAGUUUAAAUGUAGCAGUAAGGGUAUCAAAUGUCACUCCUGCUGUAGGUGACUGGAGGAUUGUUGCAUAUUUGAAUAUGAAGUGUGUGUGUGUGUGUGUGCAUGUGUGUGUUAGUGCAUGUGUGUGUAGGCAUGCACAUACAGGUUUCUCAGUAUCUACAGAUGUAGCUCCUGUAGGCAACUUUUUUACUGCAUCCUUGCAGAAAUAAAGAUGCAUUUUUGCUUUAGCCUGAGGUGCAAUUGUUUGAAAAAUCUAGGUUUGUUCCCAUUAUUUUCCUUGUCUCAUAAAGUAAGACUACUGUCCUUAAAAUGGGAUUAAUGUGCAAUCCCACUACGAGUGGUUAAAAUCCUCUAUCACGGUAUGUGUUAUUUUAUAUUGUGAUAUCGGUAUUUAUCAUGAUUUAAUACAUUUCCCAGAAGAUCAAUUGAGAAACUGUUUACAGAUAAAAGAACCAGACAGACAUGUCUGUUUUUGACUUGUGGAGGGAAUUAAAUACAUUACAAAUCAAGGUACUUCAUCACAUCACAAAAACAUAUAAAAAUACAAUAUUUCUGUAAAUCAUUCAAAUCAUCCUGCUUAUUGAUAUGCAAUAUUGCCCACAAUGGCCUGAUACACCCAGAGAUGUUAAAGGGAGAGCUACCACAGUAUAUAAUGGUAUAAUCUCUGACGAAAUCAUAUCAUCACUGUAUCUAUCGUCAUAUCUGAAUGAGACAUGUCUGGAAACAAGGAGUGGACUGAUGUUGAGAAGAAUUUUAUACCAAGUAAAUGCUGCUGUUUAGUUGCCCAAACUACUUUUAAGGUUUGAAAAAUGUAACUCUACUUUAACUCUGACCUUAACUGAAUUUGUUUUACUUGCUUAAAUGUACCAUUAGCAAACCAUUUCAUGUAACUAACUCUUUAAAUUGGUGUGUUGAUAUCAUGCUGUUGUAGAAUUAGCCUUUAUUAGUGGAGAAACUUACUCCUCAUUUGUGUCAAAAGGAAAAUUUUCUAACACCAUGCUCAUUUCACAUAGAGUUACAGUAUCUUCAAGAUUGUUGCCUUUUCAGCUGUCAGAAAUGACAAGAAAUGGAUGUUAUGUUGCAAUCAUGAUGAUGCAUAACGGGAAGAAGCAGGACUUCUGUGAAAGCUGCAACACCACCGCAUCAUUCUGUUUUAAUUGUCUUCAGGAAACCGGCUUUAAUUCAGAGCAGUUUCUGAUGAUUGCAGUUGAAGAAAGGAGGAAGAUUUCUAUGCACUAAGAAUGUGUACAUUGUUUCCCAACCUCAAGGGUAAAAAUAGGGAGCACAUAUCAAUAUGUAAGUUUCAGUGCUUUAAAUAUUUAGUUUUUACUUUGAGCCUAACUUGAAUCAUCACUCAAUCAACUGAUGAUUUUUGCAUUAAUUUUAGUAAAGAUAUGAGCUUCAGUGACAUUUUGUGGUAAGAUACAUAAAGUCUUUAGAUAAAGAAAUAAUGAGAAUACUUUUUAUUUAUAGAGCGCUUUUUUCUGGAUGGAAAGAGAUGUUUGUUCUUAAAUACAGUUGUAUACUGUUGUUGGGUGAUGUUACAAAACAAUUUCUGCAGACUGUCAAACAGAAAUAGUUUGAAUCUCAACAUACAGCCUUCAAAAAGUCCAAAAAUCACUUUUAUACUUGAAGUUGUUUUAUAUGGACCGUUUUAUUUGAAGGCUUUAAUGUUGAAAUUUACCUUUAUUUCUCAAUCACCAGUUUGAGUGUCUUCACACUGGUCAUUUACAAAUAUAUUGACUUGAAUAUACUCUGUUGACUGCUUUGCUAUACAACAGGGAAUUUACAAAUUUCAAAAUGUCUUCCACUAUUUUAAAACCAUUUUGUAACUUAUAUUUUGAACAUGACGUGAGGAAAGAAGAUUAGGGAAAAUUCAAAUGACACUUUUUAUACAUAUCUGAAUAAGAAGAGUGAUAUAUUGCCAAAUAUAAUGGGGAAACAUAUUUGUCUAUUUUAAUGUUCUUAAAUGGGAGUAAGGCAUUGUAACAUGACUGCUGUUUGAUGCACUUUUGAAAGGGCUUUUUGUCAGUCUGUAUCCCAUGAGCCUUUGUGCCAGCUGAUGAAUGUUUCUUUUCUUUUCCUUUGUAUCCAAUAAUUCUAGACGUUUAAUGCUGGAUUUGUCAGAGAGAAGCUUUCCCUCUCUGUCCUGUAAAUGACUGAUGAUAAAUGUUUUAUUGAAAUAUCAUUUACAUCCUAAAGAUUUAUAAUAGAAUGGAUUUAAGAUUGUGGACAAAUAAAUAAGGAUUGUGUGAUAA
Messenger RNA from Siniperca chuatsi (mandarin fish), 7143 nucleotides. RefSeq names its product FYVE and coiled-coil domain-containing protein 1-like. The coding region runs from base 168 to 4631 and encodes 1487 amino acids. The record is from RefSeq and is a predicted model, not a curated record. Lineage: Eukaryota; Metazoa; Chordata; Actinopteri; Centrarchiformes; Sinipercidae. The transcript has 18 exons. Gene Ontology annotation, molecular function: metal ion binding. Gene Ontology annotation, biological process: plus-end-directed vesicle transport along microtubule; positive regulation of autophagosome maturation. Gene Ontology annotation, cellular component: lysosome; autophagosome; late endosome.